CGCGGUAUGUCUUCAGGCCUCGAAUGAGAGGGCGAAGCAUCUCAUUCCUUACACCUUCUCAGCCUCCUUGUCUCGCCGCCAAUUAGGGUAAUCCCAAUUUUGUGCCGUAUUCCUGUGUUCUCAUACUUGCUAUGCCGCUUCCCGACGCCGAAACGGAGGUGAGGGCCUCCAGCGAAGCUGCGGAAAACUUCACGGAUCGGUAUUAUCAUGCGCUAAACACCCUCGCCAAGCUGGACUCGUUCUACAUCAACUCGUCGUCAAAAUACACCAUUCCCGCCGACAUCUCUAUCAACGGCAAGGUGCUGUCGACGCCGGCUGAGUACCUCACCCUGUUGGAGGGCCAGGGCCAGGGCGUGCGGUACGAGAUAGAGUCUCUGGACGCCCACGUCAUAAAUCCUUCCACUGGCUACGGUGCGCCAGAGAACAUUCACGAUAAUCCCAAAGUGGAGAGGACCGGAGGGCGGAUGAGCGUCGUUGUCACCACCAUGGGUAGGGUCCAAUUUGGCAAGGCUCGAGAUUCGCCGCAAAAGAUGUUUAACGAGACGUUUGUGCUCGUCCCAAACUGGGACGCCAUGACGAGGAACCCUCCACGCGGCCUGCAGAAAUGGUUGAUCAUGUCACAAAACUUUCGAGCUCUAUGAGCACUGUAUGGCGCGCGUGCUUGCUACUGGGAACAUAACGCUGGGAGGAGAACUGGAGUUUGGGAUUGCUGUCACGGUGCACGGGGACAUAUUGCGGGUGCUUUGUUGGCUCUUCGGUUGGCCCGGGCGACUUGGGCAACAAUUGAAAACUGUCUGUCUUGAUAUUGGAAUACGUAACAGUGUCUAGGUCCGAGCUGUGCCUAUACUGUACUAAUGGAACUGGGACGCCUGCCUGCUGCAGUCGCGCUCUG
This is a messenger RNA of Purpureocillium takamizusanense, 892 nucleotides long. RefSeq lists its product as uncharacterized. Gene Ontology annotation, cellular component: nuclear pore central transport channel. Lineage: Eukaryota; Fungi; Ascomycota; Sordariomycetes; Hypocreales; Ophiocordycipitaceae. The coding region runs from base 132 to 641 and encodes 169 amino acids. The transcript has 2 exons. The record is from RefSeq and is a predicted model, not a curated record. Gene Ontology annotation, biological process: protein import into nucleus.